Molecule: messenger RNA, 1338 nt
Organism: Cladophialophora bantiana CBS 173.52
Lineage: Eukaryota; Fungi; Ascomycota; Eurotiomycetes; Chaetothyriales; Herpotrichiellaceae
Exons: 1
Coding region: 1-1338 (445 amino acids)
Source: RefSeq, a predicted model, not a curated record
AUGGAAGUCUGUCUCCCAACACCUCUCCCUUUCUGCAUCUCGACCCUGACACCCUCAGCACCUCCCCCUUCUCCUUCUCCUUGUACCAUCCCACCUGGCCCUUUGUUCACGCGUGUCGGAGAUAUUAACCACGAAAUACCACAGUCCCCUUCGUCGCCUCUCAGCCGCUCCUCGUCCUUCGCCCCUGGCCCGCACCGCCGCUCCCAUCCAAACCUGCAACACCUGUCCCUGGCGCCCUUGACGCCGAAAUACCCAAUCGACCCGGCCGACUACGCUGCCUACUUCGACCCAGCGACCUCGGAGCUCCACACAUCCGCGUCCAUCUCGCACGUCGCGAGCUUGCCGUCCCCAGGCGGCAUUCUGUCAAGGAGCGGUUCCGCAGCACAGUCGCGGGUGCAGUCGCGGGCGAGUUCCCGGACACGAAUGAACCAGAAGAAGAAGAAUCGAUCCUUCGUGACGACCCAAGCCCCCUUGCCUCUCACGGAUGGUGGCACAGGCGUCGCCGCUCCCCUCUCCGGGGAGUUGACGAGUGAAGGGCUCGGCCACAAAUCCAUAUCUCGUCUGUCAAACUUGGCAAACCUCUCUGCACAACAGACGCAUAACCCCUCCGACUACUCGGGCGGACAAUCACUACACAAAUCCGAUUCGUCAUGGUUCAUCCAAACGGGCCUCGCGUUGACCGAAGGCUCAAGAGAAUCAAAGGGCCAGUCGUGGAUAUUCAAGCGCGAUUCCUCCACAUCUUUGGCAACGCCGGUCGAUGAACGACCGUCGAUGAUGAUCAGGUCUGGACGAGCGACGCCCAGCGGCAAUCUCAGCCGACGAGGCAGUUUUCAAAGACGCAGUAAGAGGUCCUUGGCUAUGACCCCGGUCCCAGCUACUACGCCAAUGAUAAAUGUGGACACGACGCCAGAUUGGGCGGACGAACAGACGCAGGCGGAGAUCGCGGCACAGAUGGACGCUGAAUUCGCGGAUGAGUUGGACGAUGGCGACCCCUAUGGCACGUUGGACUUUGAGGCCCAGUUUGAUAGUGAUGACGAGGAAGAGCUACGGAAAUCGAUCAGCGGGUAUAGAUUGGGCAGAUGGAUGGAUGGGCUUGUGGAUGUUUUUCUUCGAUUGGAAGAUGACUUUUCUGCGUCUCAAGUCGACCUUGAGGCUGCAAAGACGGGCAUCCAAGCCGAUCCGGCUCCUUCGAAUGCUCCGCCAGCAAAAGAUGCUGACCCGCCGGGGCAUAGUGUGCGAUUCGACGAUUCAGUGGAACCGCCUCCAGACAGACCUAGGGGUGUAUGGGACGACGUCGUCUGGUUUGGCCGCAUGCUGGCAAGGGCCGCGCGAUCAUAG